This is a messenger RNA of Magnolia sinica, 762 nucleotides long. Its product is annotated as receptor-like protein 33. Bases 1 to 762 code for a protein of 253 amino acids. The transcript has a single exon. Gene Ontology annotation, molecular function: protein binding. Gene Ontology annotation, cellular component: plasma membrane. Lineage: Eukaryota; Viridiplantae; Streptophyta; Magnoliopsida; Magnoliales; Magnoliaceae. The record is from RefSeq and is a predicted model, not a curated record.
AUGCAUUUGGAUCUUUCAUUCAAUGGUUUCAGCGGACCAUUGCCAUCAUGGCCUGUGAAGCUGGACAAACUCGUGUUUUUGGAUCUUUCAUACAAUGGUUUCAGCGGACCAUUGCCAUCAUGGCUUGUGAAGCUGGACGAACUCGAGUUUUUGGAUCUUUCAUCCAAUAAUCUCAGCGGUCCAAUCCCUUCUUCCUAUGGCAACAAGUUUCAAAAUCUUCAGCGGCGCAUGGUUAACAAGAAUUCACUUAGUGGGACCAUCCCAUCAUCAUUGUUUUCACUCCCAUCAUUAAUAGUGUUGGUUCUCCAAGAUAAUCAAUUUAGUGGUCAACUUGACCAGUUCCCAUACACAUCCUCUUUAGUGCUAUGGAUGAUUAAUUUGUCCAACAAUUUACGAAGUGGGACCAUUCCAUCAUCAUUGUUGUUACUCCCAUCAUUACAAGAUCUGUACCUCCAAGAUAACCAAUUUAGUGGUCAACUUAGUGAGUUCCAGAACGCAUCCUCUUCACAAUUAGAGACGAUUUACUUGAGUAACAACAGCUUGCAAGGGCCUAUUCCGAUACCCAUCUUUGCACUAGCCAAGCUUUAUUACCUCGAGCUUUCAUCAAACAAUUUCAGCAGUGAUGUGGACCAUGGCUUAUUCCAAAACCUUAUGAUCUUUCAAAUAACCACUUCUCAGUCGGCUAUAGCGGAAGCAAAGCAAUUCAACCUCCAUAUCCUUCGCCAAAAUUCAACAGUUGUCAUCAAGAUCUUGCAACAUUAG